AAAGACAAUGAAAUGGAAAUGAGAUAAAAGUAGAGUGAAAAUUUUACAGUAGAAUUUCGAGCUUAACUCUAUUUAAUAGGUUUGAAUUCAAAUUUUAAUAUUUGUAAUUUUUUUUUAUUUUCAUGUUAUGGCCUCCUUUAUACCAAAAAAAUUUUACAAAACUGUUUCCCCUUCUUAUCCAAAAUUCUUGAUUUAUGAGCAUGGCUAUAAUUAACUUUAUACUUCAUAUCUUCAUUUUGAGUGAAGUAGUGAACCUCCUUCAACACAGUUAGGAAAUACUGCUUGAUAAGGAAGAAAAAUUCAUAUAUACAACUUUCCUUUCCAAAAGCUUACAAAAAUCCAACCACUACGUUAUCAUCCAUUUUCACUCUCUUCCACUCAAUCAGAUUUCCAAACAGCCACCUCACAAAUUUUCUUUAAAAAAGCUACUUCUGGUUCUAGUAAGGCACACAACUCCUUGAAUAUCUUCAGUCACUAGCAACUAGCAAACAGCAGCUAUGGCUUCCAAGAAAAUCAGUGCCCUCCUUUUAGUUUUCUUCCUUCUUUUCCACUCAACAUUCACUAGCGCUUGUAAUUCAUGCAAACCCAAACCCCCUCCUCCUCCUAAAGCUGCAUGUCCUCCACCAGAACAGCCUGCUUCUUGCCCUAAGGACACAUUGAAGCUAGGUGUCUGUGCUGACCUGCUUGGACUUGUCAACAUAGUGGUGGGAACACCUCUUUCAAGCAAAUGCUGCGCUUUGAUCUCUGGCUUGGCUGAUUUGGAGGCUGCCCUUUGCCUUUGCACUGCCAUCAAAGCCAAUGUACUUGGAAUCAACCUCAACAUCCCUGUUACUCUUAGCUUACUCCUUAGUGCAUGUCAGAAGGAGCUUCCUUCAGGCUUCAAAUGUGAAUAAUUAUAAGAAGCGUAAUAUCGACCAGUUCUUGGCUGAGUUCGUUCUUAGUUUAAUUUGUCCUAUAUAAUUUUAUUAUGGUGUUCCAAAUCAAUGUGCUUUGUUUUGUCGCUCUUAGUGCGUUUUCAAUAGUUGGAAUAUGGUUUGUUUUUCUAUGAUUUGCAUUACAUUUUUAGGAUGUCUUAAAAAGACUCCGACAUCUGUAAUAUUUGUUUUAGUGAAAUAACUAGGCAUGUGGAUGUGGGUUCAUUUACCUCAGCCUAAUGUAAUGUUUGAUUAAUGUUGUCAAUGUUCAGUUGAUUUUGCAAUAAAUUAUGUUGCUUAUUCAAUUUUGUGCACAACAGAAGCAAAAUUUUAUUUCUGGAAGAAACAGUUUGGAAAAGAGAUAUCCACACCGUCAAUUUAACAUGUAAAAUCAAAGAAAACAAAGAUCUUCUUCCUCAAGCUAAAAAAAAAAUGCUUCUGGCAUGCUUUUUACGGUUUGGUAACAAAG
Messenger RNA from Durio zibethinus, 1383 nucleotides. Lineage: Eukaryota; Viridiplantae; Streptophyta; Magnoliopsida; Malvales; Malvaceae. The record is from RefSeq and is a predicted model, not a curated record.